AUGGCCAUAGAUUGGAGUGACUUUUCGGAGAAUGUAUUACCUAACUUAAGGAGUUUGAUUCUAGGAGAAGUGCCCAGUCUCAAGGAUUUCUGUCAACGUUUAUCCUUUUCCAACGAUUGUCUUCGCCAGCUGUUGUGUUCAAAACUGGAAGUAUUAGAAUUAGGAGGUCUCCCUGAGCUGUGGCUGAUAUGGGGAGCUCCUUCACAUGUUUCGAACCUUGUCCAUCUUCGAGAAUUGGGCUUGUAUAAUUGUAAGAAAUUGAAAUCUGUAUUUGGUGAGGGCAGCCACGAAAGAAGCCUCCCAAUGGUAGAGAGGCUCAAGAUACAGAACUGUGAGGAGUUGGAGGUGAUUCUAACACAACAAGAUCACCAAUCAUUCCAAAUUAGCCUUCCUAAGUUAUACAUAUUGGAAGUGGAGCAUUGUAACAAGCUCAAGUCUCUUUUCUCAACCUCCUCUGUCGCUAUACUGCCUCCACAAUUAUGGUUUAUAAAGAUAUCAGAAUGUGCAGAGUUAGAGCAGCUCUUUGAACGUAGGAGUGAAGCCAACAGCAGUAGUGACAAUGUCAACAAAAUUGCGCUUCCAAAAUUACAAAGGAUAAUGCUAAGGAAAUUGCCAAGUCUUGUUGAUAUCUGCAAAGGAUUUAAGUUAUCCGCAGAGAAUGUCAUAGAAAUUAAAAUGAAUAAUUGCCCAAAAUUUUCUUCAAUUAUGGGAGCAACUGGGAGCAUGUCGAUUGUACCGUUUACACAGAAAGCAGAGCCUCACGCCAACAACGGCAACCAACCGCUUCAUCAACUUCCAUAUUUCUAUCCACAAUACUUGUGGUUAAAGGAAUUAGAGUUCCAAAAUCUAAGCGAUCUGAGUUUUAUAUGCACGGCUUUCACUUCCUCUCAGAUUUUGAGCUUCCAAUAUCUUCGUUUUUUAGGAGUGCAUGGAUGUGGAAAACUCAAAUGUAUAUUCUCCAUGUCUGUUUGGGGAAGCCUUCCACAAUUGGAAGCACUAGAAAUUACAGAAUGUGAGGAAGUAGAGGAAAUCAUGCAAGAGUCGUUGGAAGAAGCUCAGAAUGCUGUAUCCAACUCGAAUUAUAUGCAGUUGCCUUUUCCAAAAUUGGAGAGGAUAACAGUGAAACGUUGCAACAAGUUGAAAUGCCUUCUCAGGUACGUUGACGUUGGAAUGCUUCCGCCACUGAAACGCAUUGAGGUAUCAGAGGCUACACAAAUGGAGGAGCUCUGUUCGCAUAAAAGUGAUGAAGCCACUGCCAGUACGCAAGAACUUGUGCUUCCACAUCUAUACUCAUUGAAACUUUCAAAACUGCUAGCCCUUACUCACUUCUGCAAAGGAUUCCAGCUAAAUGCUCCACAACUCAAACCCCAAGGAGUCCAGAUAGAUGAAUGCCCAAAAUUGGACUUCUCCUCCCAGCAAGCUGCUUCCAUCCAAACCACAGGUAUUUCACUAUUUAUCUUGCUCCCACAAUUUCUUUAUUUACACAUAAUAAUACGUUAAAAAUAUAUACCACUGGAACAAAUAUUACAAAA
Molecule: messenger RNA, 1532 nt
Organism: Neltuma alba
Lineage: Eukaryota; Viridiplantae; Streptophyta; Magnoliopsida; Fabales; Fabaceae
Product: putative disease resistance protein At4g19050
Exons: 3
Coding region: 1-1500 (499 amino acids)
Source: RefSeq, a predicted model, not a curated record